UUGAAAAGUACAGUUUAGACCUCACGGGCAGAGCCUUUCCCUUGAGAGGGCAGAGCAGCAAGACCAAACUACUCAGCUGCCAGGCUGUAGAAAUCUUUCCCAACCACGUUGGCAGAGAAGAUAGUGUUGAUGAAGUCAUAUCUCCUGUCACCAGUGUAUCAGUCUUCAGCCGGCAAGUGAAUACACGCGGUCAGGGAAAGCCAUCUACUUAUGUGGGUGUAUUUGACUUUGACUGCUGGUAUCAUGCUCAAAUGCCAGGCUCACUAAGGCCAGAAGAAUCCCUUCAGGACUGCCCCUAUUUUGCACUGUGGUCACUGGACACCGUCACAAGCAUGACUUCUCCCAACCACAUUUUGGAUAUUGUGGUGCAGGAGCGCAGCCUAAAUUGGACAGUUCCUCCUUCUUAUCCACUACCUGAGCAGUGUUUUCAUCCAAGCACCUAUAAAUUUGAUGGCACGUGCUUGCUGAGCUCUGGAGUUGUUCAUAUGACUUGCAGCGGGUUCCGGAAGGAGGAGGAGCAGUUAGACGCGGUCUUGUCAGCUGCUGCUCAGACAGGUUCUGUAGGACUUCUGACUGGCUGCAUUAAGCUUUGGACAUGUAAAGAGCUGCCAAGUUCUGCUGCUAAUUUACAGUUUGCUCUUGACUGGACGUGGAGCAAAGUGAUCUAUACACAACACGAACUUGACGACAUCUGUGUUGCGCUGUUUGACGGCUCCUGCAGCUCCACUGACCCGCAGAGAUUACAGGCUCUGCAGCACCGCCAGUUGCUUUUGAGCUCCCUAGGAAAGGUUUGUCAUAGUUUUUACUUGACAAAUAAGCUGGCGGUGACCAGCCUCACAGCUUUGUAUGCACGAGUGGUCCUCUGGUUCUGCUGGUCCCGCCUCCUGCCCGAGGGCUCAGGUGAUGAGAUGCGUUUCUGUAGACCUUUCUACAAUUCUCCUCUGAUUCAGAGCUACUACGUGGCUCAUCGACAGAAACUUGAGUGUUUAUCAAGAGGCAAAUGGGACUCUGACUGCCUGAUGGUCGAUGGGAUGGUUUCCCAGUUGGGAGAGCAAGUUGAGGAGCUGUGGCGGGGGGAUGAAGGCGGAACUGGGAAAUACCCACCUCCUAGUUUACGGCACCCGCACCUGUAG
This is a messenger RNA of Phalacrocorax carbo (great cormorant), 1133 nucleotides long. The record is from RefSeq and is a predicted model, not a curated record. NCBI's taxonomy places the organism in Eukaryota, Metazoa, Chordata, Aves, Suliformes, Phalacrocoracidae.